AUGGAAGGUGAUGAUCGUGAUGGAGUUAUUAAUAUGCUCACGCAGGUAUUCCUGAAAGCUGAUGUUGACCUAGGUUCACUUGCGGAUGCGAUUAUUGCGCAAAGCCCUUUUGGAUUGGUGAUCGGGCGGAAGACCAAAGUGACGAAGACAAUGCGAAUGUUGUAUAUGGGCUUGUUGUCUAUUGCCAAACUGAAUCCUGUAAAGAAUGGCACUUCGAAAUACGCCAAAGAAGUGCUCGAUUUCAUAGAAGAGAAGUCAAGAAAAUUCGCUCUGAAGAGUUUCCGUGAUGCUUUUGGGGAAGCCAGGCCCGAUCGCCUCGGACUUUUUAUUAACGAACGAAUGCUCAAUUUCCCCACUCAAAUCGUCACACCUUCCUUCAAAAGUAUUCAGAAUGACUUGCAAAACAUGAAGAAACCGUAUCAAAAAAUCGUAUAUAUCCAUAAACUACGAAUAGCAGAUUCAGAAGCAAGCACACCUUCACUUAAAACGUCUGACGCGAAAACUUCCAAAAAGAAAAAGAUGGGCAAAGCUGAAAAGGUUUGCAUCAUAGCAUUUGAUCCAGAGGAUUUUAACACAUUA
Molecule: messenger RNA, 579 nt
Organism: Ostertagia ostertagi
Lineage: Eukaryota; Metazoa; Nematoda; Chromadorea; Rhabditida; Trichostrongylidae
Source: the annotation of a GenBank genome assembly